Molecule: messenger RNA, 877 nt
Organism: Aspergillus uvarum CBS 121591
Lineage: Eukaryota; Fungi; Ascomycota; Eurotiomycetes; Eurotiales; Aspergillaceae
Gene: sld5
Product: putative GINS DNA replication complex subunit Sld5
Exons: 2
Coding region: 53-877 (274 amino acids)
Biological process (GO): DNA-templated DNA replication; double-strand break repair via break-induced replication
Cellular component (GO): GINS complex
Source: RefSeq, a predicted model, not a curated record
AUUCACCUCAACCCAAGCCAACCGAAUCUCCACCGGAGUCAAUGCCACCGCGAUGGACAUUGAUGACAUUCUCGCCUCCGUGGACCGCCACAACCCGAGCACCCCGGAGUCCACGGCGCUGGACCACCAACUGCUGACGCGGUUCUGGGUGGCCGAGCGCGGCGUCUCGGAGCUGCUUCCCUGGCCGGGCCCAUUGAUGGACCGCAUGAUGGACCGCGUUCGACGACAGAUCGAAACAAUCGAAGACCUAGCCGCCACCUCCGCCGACCCCACCACCACCACCACCAAUAAUGCGAGCACAACCAACACCACCAUAAACCUCACCCUCUCGAUCCUGCAAACCGACCUCUCCCGCACCCAAUACACCCUCCGCAGCUUGCUCCGGCAGCGUCUCGCCAAACUCACCAAACACAGCAUGCACUACCUCCUCCGCAUUUCUUCGCCCAGCCUCACCCAAGCCCAGUCGCAGUCGCAAUCCCAGUCCCAAGAAACCGACCUGCGCCCCGAAGACUCCAUCCCCACUUUGGGCCACGAAGGCGCUCACCCGCCGCUCUCGGCCCCCGAGGUCAAAUUCCUGCAAGCCCACCAGCACCUCCUGGCCAAGCACUACGGGGACGCGUUCCUGGGGUCCUUCCCGCCGCAGCUGCGCCGGUUGGACGAUAAUGCCGGCGGGACGAGUAUGGUGCAGGGGCCGGAGGUGCGGGAGGUGGUGUUUGUGCGGUGUCUGGUGGAGGAGGUGCGGGUGGUGGUGCCGCCGGGGGAUGGGGUCGAGGAGGAGGUGGUGGGCGGGACGGCGAUGCGGAUGGGGGAUGUGUGGGCGGUGCGGUGGGAGGGCGUUAGGGAUGCGUGGGGACGGGGGGAGGUGGAGGUUCUUUAG